Knipowitschia caucasica is the source of this 981-nucleotide messenger RNA. The record is from the annotation of a GenBank genome assembly. Lineage: Eukaryota; Metazoa; Chordata; Actinopteri; Gobiiformes; Gobiidae.
AUGUCCAACCACAGCUGCAACCUGCCCCUGGACACGGACUGCUUCGGUCUGACCUGUAUCUACGGCCUGGUCUUCUGUGUGGGGCUGCCCAGUAACCUGCUGUCGCUGUGGGGACUGUACCAUCUGGGCCGGUCGGGCGGGGGGAGCUGCCAGCUGGUCUACAUCCUGAACCUGCUGCUGUCGGACCUCCUGCAGCUGCUGACCCUCCCGCUGUGGAUCCUGUACCUGAGGGAGGUGCACCGCUGGCCCUACGGACGGCUGGCCUGCGAGCUGGUCGGCUACGUGUUCUACGUGAACGUUUACGCCAGUGUCAUGUUCCUGUGUCUGAUCGCCCUGGACCGCUGCCUCGCCAUCGUGCACCCUCUGAUGAGCCGCGGCGUGCGCACGGUGAGGGUGGCGGCGGUGAUGGGCGUGGCCGUGUGGAGCCUGACCUUCCUAUUCUGUCUGUGCGGCCUGCUGCCCUCGGUGUACGAGCCGCAGCAGCGCCUGUGUCUGGAGCAGUAUCCCGUCACCGCUCGCUUUGCUCGCUUCAAGAUCGCCACCGUCCUGCUCGGCUUCAUGCUGCCCUGCGCCAUCCUGGGCUACACCUCGGCCCACAUCGGCGUCACCCUCCGGCGUUCCCCGUCCAUCUCUGCCCAUGAGCGGCGGCGGAUCGUGGGCGUGCUGGUCGUCAUCACCACCAACUUUGUGGUCGUGUUCGGGCCGUACCACCUGGUCGGGGGGUACCGCUUCCUGUCCCUCCUGGUCACCAGCCGGCCCUGCGAGCUGGAGCGGUCCAUUUUCCUGGUUUACCGUCUCUGCUACGGCCUGACCAGCCUCAACACACUGCUGGACCCGCUCUUCUACUUCUUCCUUUGUGCAGACGCCAGGAUGGAGCUGCAGAGGUCUCUGUCCCGCUGCAGACGGAGCGCCAAACCCGGGUCCAGGGUCCAGCCGGUUUCAAACAACCGUCGACCGGGACCAAGUCUUAUUCCAUCAUAG